Phragmites australis (common reed) is the source of this 902-nucleotide messenger RNA. RefSeq lists its product as uncharacterized. Lineage: Eukaryota; Viridiplantae; Streptophyta; Magnoliopsida; Poales; Poaceae. The transcript has 5 exons. The record is from RefSeq and is a predicted model, not a curated record. The coding region runs from base 89 to 727 and encodes 212 amino acids.
UGCAAGGAUCUGCAGAAGAACAAACAGAAACCAGUGAGACACCCGCAAAAGAGUGAUCACCAAGCACUCAAAUAGCUUCCUGCCAUCAAUGGCGUGCAUCAAUACCUUCCAAAGUUGCUCCAUUAUCAGAGGGGCAAAGAUCAACACAAGAAAUAAGAGCAGUGAUGGAAAGGGACCACCGACCUUUCAGUGCAGGGCGUCGACCUUCGUGGACGGCAGCCUCAGGCUUGAACUUGACGAGAACCCGGAAGCGAUCAUCUCCGGCGAGUGGCCAGAGAACUUCUCCCUUCUGAGCUACGAUGAUCUCCGUGCCUACCUUGAGUCACAACAGGAAAUCCAAGUAGGCAAUCAGCAUGUGGCACUCUUGCUUGAGGCCAUGUCAGCACCUGUACUAGUGGCCACAGCAGAGCAAACGUUGGAGGAGGUUGAAUGCCACUUCGAGGCCGUGUCAGGUUUUCCAGUUGUAGACAGCAGCCUCAGAUGUGUUGGGGUGGUCGUCAAGAAUGACCGGGCCAGAGCUUCUCAUGGGUCAAAAACGAAGAUUGCAGAAGUCAUGACCUCACCAGCCAUCACACUAUCAUCUCACAAAACAGUGAUGGAUGCUGCGGCUCUGAUGCUUAAGAAGAAGAUCCACAGAUUACCAAUUGUAAAUCAGGAUAAUCAAGUAAUAGGUAUAGUUACCCGUGCUGAUGUUCUUCGCGAGUUGGAAGGCCUGCUGAAGAAUUAGAGGUGCAGCAGGUCAUGCUUGGAAGCUCCUGUGUAUAUGUAAAUGUGUCCAUGGUGCUUUUGAGUAGCAAGCAGAUCAAUACUCUGUAAGAGUGAGCUCUAGCAUCCGCAAAAAUAAGCCAGGAAGAUUUGAGAGCUUUUCCUUAUAAAAGAAGCACGCCAGGAAACUUCUGCUC